UCAGGUGUUGAGAACAUACGCCGUUCGGAAACAAGCAGAGAGAAAACCAACAAAAACAUUGUCGUGUAAACCCCAAUUUAUCAUAGAGUGUUGCUCGUAUGGAAAAUGCUGAAUCGAACAGAGCCAAAGAUCACGAAUGUGUGCUUUGACGGACAACAAACGUGCACAGUGUUCUUGACCCAGACGGUGUGCCCCCGUGUGCUUCCAUUUGUCACGAUCAAUUUACCCGUUAUAGUUACGCUAUCAUUUAAAGAGGUUGAGGAUAAUCCGCAGUUGAUCAAAAUUAUACGGCAUGAAGAGCACUGGACAGCACAAGGAUUAAUCGACGCCUUUCCUAUCGCGUCACUUUGGUAUGAUCAGCUUGUUCGUGUAACAACUGGGCGGUUACUGGCCUCCGCCGGCGGAUUAAUCAACUCGGCUUCCGAAACGGCGCAGCGCAUAUCAUCCAGGGGAAGGGAAAUCGAAGGAGGAAGUGAAGAGUUAAAACAAUUGUCAAGGUCUCCAACCCAGAGUUGCACGGGUGAGAAAGGGUUACGAGUAGCUCUUUGAUCACAUUCUUCCUUUUUCUGAGAGCAAAUAAACGGAUAAUAUAAACAAUGCACAGGUUUUUAAGCUAGUAUCGACCGAUUCCUACCGUUAGAAAAACCGUCGGAGGCUCCUGUAGGUUCAGAAAGAGACGGCAUCAUACGCAUAUGAAUAUGCAAAGCAGG
Molecule: messenger RNA, 710 nt
Organism: Zychaea mexicana
Lineage: Eukaryota; Fungi; Mucoromycota; Mucoromycetes; Mucorales; Lichtheimiaceae
Exons: 3
Coding region: 106-549 (147 amino acids)
Source: RefSeq, a predicted model, not a curated record